Chilo suppressalis (striped riceborer) is the source of this 5860-nucleotide messenger RNA. NCBI's taxonomy places the organism in Eukaryota, Metazoa, Arthropoda, Insecta, Lepidoptera, Crambidae. The record is from the annotation of a GenBank genome assembly.
GGUCCGUGAGGCUUUUGAGAAGUGCUACUACCCAGGUGGACAUGAGGAUCCGGGAUUGAUCUGGAAUGGAAAUGUGCGAAUGUUCACGUGAAAAGUCAAUGGAAUUUUUGAGUGAAGUUUAUUAUGUGUGUAGGUUUUUAUAGAUCGCUGUGAAUGUGUGUCUUUCGUGUGACCAGUAUGUCGCUUCAGCGCUAAGUGGAAUUAAAUUACUUAAUUUGUAUUUUGGCAAACAAGGGUCCCACGAUGCUGCCUCUACUUGUCGCGUUGCUGGUGACAACUCUGGUCGCCGGUACACCGCAGAAGCCCAACCUGGACGCGAUCCUGAACCGCCGCACUGACGUCUACAUCGCUGGCUUCUUCCCCUUCGGCAAGGGAGUCGAGAACUCCAACACUGGUCGAGGGGUGAUGCCCAGCGUGAAGCUCGCGCUGGACCACGUCAACGAGCACGAGUCGGUGCUGCGAAACUACCGCCUGCACAUGUGGUGGAACGAUACUGAGUGCAAUGCUGCGGUUGGUGUGAAGUCAUUCUUCGACAUGAUGCACAGCGGACCGCACAAACUGAUGCUGUUCGGAGCUGCGUGCACGCACGUCACCGAUCCCAUCGCGAAGGCAUCCAAGCACUGGCAUUUGACCCAGCUGUCUUACGCGGACACCCAUCCGAUGUUCACCAAGGAGGCUUUCCCCAACUUCUUCCGCAUCGUGCCGUCGGAGAACGCGUUCAAUCUGCCGCGUAUACGGCUGCUGCAGCACUUCAACUGGACUAGGGUCGGCACCAUCUACCAGAACGAGCCAAGAUAUGCUCUGGCUCACAACCGCCUUCUAGCAGACCUCGACCACCAUGGCUUCGAUAUUGAAGAAACGCAGAGUUUCGCCACGGAAGUAAGGACAGCCCUCUCCAAGCUGAAGGAGAAAGACGUACGGAUAAUUCUGGGAAACUUCAACGAGACCUGGGCUGUCAGAAUCUUCUGUGAAGCGUAUAAACUGGAAAUGUACGGGCGCGCGUACACGUGGCUGUUGCUAGGCACGUACAGCGGGCGCUGGUGGUCGCGGCGCGCGCCCUGCUCCCGGCGCGAGCUGUCCGCCGCGCUCGACACCGCGCUCCUCACCGACCUGCUGCCGCUCGCCACCUCCGGCCGCGCCACCCUCUCCGGCAUCACUGCAAAAGAUUACCAAGUGGAAUACGACAGGAGAAGAGGAACAGAAUAUUCGAGAUUCCACGGAUACACGUAUGAUGGUAUUUGGGCAAUGGCCCUAGCGAUACAGACAGUCGCGCAGCGCGUAAAGCUGAAGUAUAAGGAGAAGACAGUCCAGGACUUCAGGUAUCGGGACAAGGAAUGGGAGCAGCUGUUCCUCGACGCCUUGAGUAACGUAACCUUCGAGGGGGUUACUGGCCCGGUCCGUUUCUAUGACAACGAGCGCAAGGCGUCAAUCCUGCUGAAGCAGUUCCAGGGCGACCAGGUGGGGGAGGUGAAGGUGGGGGAGUACUGCGCCGAGCGAGACCAUCUAGACCUGGCCAGCGGGGAACCCUUCAAGUGGCUCGGCAAGAACCCGCCCAAGGACCGCACGCUGCGGCUGAUCGAGCACACGCAGGUCAACAUCACCAUCUACUCGGUGCUGGUCUCCUGCUCCAUCCUGGGCAUCCUGCUUGCCACCGGCUUCCUCGCCAUGAACAUACAUUACAGGAAUCAACGCUACAUAAAAAUGUCUUCACCACACCUCAACAACCUGAUCAUCAUCGGCUGCAUCCUCAACUACUUGAGCGUCAUCUUCCUGGGCCUGGACUCCAGCCUGAGCAGCAUCGGUGCGUUUCCGUACAUCUGCACGGCGCGCGCGUGGCUUCUGAUGGCUGGCUUCAGCCUGGCCUUUGGCGCAAUGUUCUCCAAGACCUGGAGGGUGCACUCCAUCUUCACAGACGUCAAACUCAAUAAGAAGGUCAUAAAAGACUACCAACUGUUCAUGGUAGUCGGCGUAUUGUUGGGGGUAGACCUCGCUAUCAUGACAACAUGGCAGGUCUCCGAUCCCUUCUACAGGGCUACCAAGCAAAUGGAACCUUAUCCACAUCCAUCGAGUGAGGACAUCGUGAUCGUACAAGAGAACGAAUACUGCCAAUCUGAGAGGAUGACUAUAUUCAUUGGUGUCAUCUACGCGUACAAAGGACUGUUACUGGUAUUUGGUGCGUUUCUGGCGUGGGAGACUCGACACGUGUCAAUACCAGCGCUGAACGACUCCAAACACAUUGGCUUGUCCGUCUACAACGUGUUAAUCAUGUGUAUCAUGGGUGCUGCUAUAGCUUUGGUAUUGGCUGACCAUAAAGACGCGUUAUUCGUUCUGAUCGCCAUCUUCAUCAUAUUUUGUACAACGGCUACUCUGUGCUUAGUUUUUGUACCAAAGCUGCUAGAGCUCCGUCGCAACGGUCAGCCGGGCGCGGCGCCGUCCCGCAUCCGCGCGACGCUGCGGCCCGCGUCAACGCACGAGUGCCGGUCGCCGGGGCCGGAGCUGGAGCGACGCCUGAAGGAGCUGCGCCAGUACAACAACCGGUACCGCCGCACGCUGCAGGCCAAGGAGAACGAGCUGCAGAUGCUUUUAAGCAAGCUUGGAAGUGACGCUGGCUCUGAAUCUUCGACCACAAGGGAUUCCCGCUCCCCGGCCACACAGAGGACCAGACUCCCCGUCCCUAGGGAAAAUAUCAGCCAUCCCGAAACGAGUGACAUAACAUCAGUUUGCAGUCUGAGUGCUUCGGCUGGAGCUGAAGCUGAAUACAUAAACUUACAGAACCAACAAGCAGAAAAACCCAAACCUUCAGCUCCACCGGAACCGGUGAAAGAAGUUCCUCCGAAAGAACCCAAGAAAGAGCAGACCAAGAAUGUAUCGUUUAAAAACCAUUUGGACUACACCAGCCCACCGUCUUCCAAAGCAGUGCCAGAAAAGGAUCAGCUAGCUAAAUUGCCAUAUGGAUGGACUGCUGAGGAACCUUCAGAGCCUGCUGCAACAAAACCCAACAAGACACCUGAACCAGCGAAGGCCGAAGCUAAAACUAUCUCAGCUUUAAAGUCCAGUGACGCUCCCACAGUGAAAUCCGUGCCAGCUAAAGUCCAAGAGCCCAUGUAUACUAAAGCAGCAGCACCGAAAAUUGUAAAGACUCCUGAACUCCAAAAGAAAGUGGUUAAGUCCCAAGAAUCAGUAUCGAAGAGCACUCCGUCUCGGGAGCAGAGGUCCAGGGGUCACCGCCGCACCUCCAGCGUCAGCCAGGGCUCAAUGCUGGCCCAGCUCGUGCACAACGACGACGUGCCGCCCGUCAUAGAGAGGACGGUCAUAGGACAAGAGAGAGACCCACCACCUCCAACGAAGCACAAACAAGAACCAGAAGAUAUACUGGACACAGAUCUCGACUAUUCUUCAGCAGAGAAACGAAAGUCAUGCCAAAGAAGAGAUUCGGAGAGAAGAAAGAAAGAGAACUUUAUCGUGGUGCAGAGUGACCUGUGGGACACGAACACAUUCCAAUACACGUGCCAGAAGUCCCCGCCUGCCACCCAUCACCAUUCUCCGAUGCAGAGAAGUGUGUCGGAGAAAAGUCGCCAGCAAACAUCACCACAUCAUCACAGAGAAACAGAUAGCAGGAGUAAUGAAAGGAGAGCAUCCAACGCUUCUAUAAAUUACGCUGGCACAACAAGAGGUGGAACGCCUGAAGGCUACAGAGAAGCAGAAACGCUCAGAAUGACAGACCGACUGGCAAAGCGACGGGGCUCCGAAUUCCCUCAGCCAGUGAGCAUGCCGCCUCAUCAGAAUCAAGCCAAACGGAGACAGUCAUCUGCUCAAGUAAGACCUAAUCCAGACGAAAGGGUAGACAAACCCGACCCCUCCCGUGUCGAGGAGCCCCAUCAGGUGGUCUCCCCCCCUCCCCCUAAAGACUACAAACCUGACCCCGACACCAUCCGCGUGUGCCGAAACCAGGACUCCCCUGCUAGGAGACAGGAAUCCCCCAGGAGGCUGCGACAUGAAGCAGAGCCUUUGAAAAGAGCCAAAGGGGAUUCCCCGCGGCUAAGCCACGCCCAUCAACCCAGGCCUGACCAUCACAAGAGCAGUCCUAAUGUGGCUUCCAGGCAUAAAACUGGAUCACCAAGUACGAGGGAGGAAAGGAAGUCUGCCAAUUACAGUAGAAGCGACUCAAAACGCCAGGAUUCAGUCGAGCAGCGUAAAAUGUACACUGCCAGCUCAGAAUCCGAGCUAUUCGAAUGCGCCAUCUUGCCGAUAUUCCACAAACUGCUCACGGAACGCCACAAGAGUCAACCGCACGGCCUCAACCUCAGCUACGGCGUCAGCUGCCCUAAUAUAUCAAUCAAAUGCGAUAUUGUCGAGUAUUUGUAACGUAGGUACUGCAGUAUUUUUUGUAAAUAUUAGAUUGUCCAACUUAUAAUUUAAACUUUAUAGUGUUCGUAUCAUUCGAUAAGGAAUGAUAACUAAAUUGUCCUUUGCCUCCAAUCAAAUGUUGCCAUAUGGAGAAAAAUCUACCAAAGAAAAAAAUCAAAUAGAUGGAGUCAUGCCAAAACAAUACCUAAUGCCAAAAUUAAUUUUCAACAAAAAUAUCAAAGAAAAAUAUUUUUAACCAUUCAUAUUUUAAAGAAAAUAGAUUAUUGUUAUUAUAUAUUACACUAUUGACAUUAAACAUUCUUUAAAUUACGUACAACACUCUGAUAUGUUUUUUGAAUAACAUUCAAAAUAGGGCCAAUAAAAUAAGCAUUUAAACCUUUUUUAAUAUCAGCACCAUCUGCUUUUUUUUAUAUUUCUGUCACUUUUAAUCCAAAAUGCCUAUAAUUUCAUGUCAUUGUAUUAGAUCAUUUACAAUAGUUCUAAAUAAAACUGAUGAAAUUAGUUAUGUACCUAAAGAAAUUGAAAAAAAUAAUACAUUCUCUUAUAACUUUAUAAAUACUAUUUAUGAAAAAUAUAUGUGUCAUGUCAAUGUGUAAAUUGGGUUAAUUAUACAAAUUUAUCGAAUUUGUAUAUUUUAGUAAAGUUUUAGUAAAAAUGUCAUAAAUAGGGACGUAACAAAAUCACUAACAAGUUCGCUCACGGGUCUAAUGUUAAUAAAUAUAGGCAAUUAAUUAAUGUAAAAAGUACUCAAAUAUGAAAUAAUUUAUUAAAAUUCUAAACUAUUCUCAAUUAACAUCGAAUUUGGAUCUGUGUCGGUGCACAGAAAUUAAUUUUUAAUAAUUUUGAAUAUUAGUAAAACGCACAUUAUUAAUUAGUAUUUUUUAGCUUUCAGAUCAGUAUUAUCUUUUUUUUCAGUAAUAAAGUUCUGAAAAAACUGCCAUUAGUUUUCUUGUAUUGUUUAGUUAGUGUCCAAAUUAUUAGAAAAGGCAAACGUCGUAAUUGUCAAAUAGUUUAAUGUUCCAGUUCCAGUGUUCAAUUGCUUUAUGUAAAAAUAUGUAAUUAUUUCUUAAAGGAAAUGAAUAUUUUGAUAAAAAUACUGAAUGCACAGCCAAAUACAAUUUUUGAUGUAAAGGUAAGGUUAGAAUGGCGAUUGCAUUUAUUCUGUACAUCAAUUUAUUUAUCAUCAUGAGUGGUAUCUACGCAGUACAACUAUGAAACACUUUUAAUUCCAACACAAUGUAAACCUUUAUUAUUUUUUAUUAUCUAUAAGCGAAUAUAGACGUAAUAAACUUUAUGUGAUAUUCCUAGUCAAAUUUAUCGAUAAUUUUUAUAGCAUUUAUUUUUAUUCGUUAUUUAUUGUUAUUUUGUUAGUAAAUAUGUUUAUACGGAAUUCUCAACAUGUACCUAAGUAUUCCUACAAGACGCCAUACCUUGUCUAAUGCACGUAAUGUAAAGACUUGAUAGAAAUAAGAUUUAAGUGAUUGAAAUUAUU